Aspergillus alliaceus is the source of this 2154-nucleotide messenger RNA. RefSeq lists its product as uncharacterized. Lineage: Eukaryota; Fungi; Ascomycota; Eurotiomycetes; Eurotiales; Aspergillaceae. Gene Ontology annotation, molecular function: DNA-binding transcription factor activity, RNA polymerase II-specific; zinc ion binding. The transcript has 4 exons. The coding region runs from base 1 to 2154 and encodes 717 amino acids. The record is from RefSeq and is a predicted model, not a curated record. Gene Ontology annotation, biological process: regulation of DNA-templated transcription.
AUGAAACGAACUCUUAGUGGAUCCCCGGCAAUGAUGGUGCAUCGGUGGAACCGACCUCCCUUAUCGUGCAAACCCUGUCGCGAGAAGAAACGCCGCUGUGAUCGCAACCAGCCAUGUUCCAAUUGCACGCAAAGGGAUACCCAGUGCGAAUAUGCGGGACAAAGCCAACCUAACCCGGUAUCUGGGGACCUCGAGCCUCCAGAGGGAACUAGGAUUGACCACCGUCAGAUGGCAGCGAGCCGGCCCGCUGCCUUUGGGAAUGCACUGCCUGUACCUAUCUCCUUAAACGCCAAGGAGGUAUUGCAUCGCCUCCAGAAGCUAGAAGAGGCAGUUUUCCAGAAGCCAGUUGAGAACAACUUACAAUCUGUGGCGCAGAGGUUAACAUCAGAUACAACAAACAAGCCACCUCAUGUAGGAUUUACCCCAUUAAGCGCACAAAAAUUAUCCUCAGCAUGCGAUAAUGCCCCUCUAGACGCGUUGGCAUUAGCUAGGCAUCUCCCGCCCAUAGAGGAAGCCACAGACUUAUUCAAUCAUUUCGUGGCAACGGUUGGGUCAACAUUUGGAGUACUUCAUCUACCGUCUACCAGAGAGCUUAUGGAUCAGACAUACCAAUGCAUAUUGGCCGCCAGAGAGCCUGAAAUCUCGCGGCUACUUUUACUUUUUGGCAUUUUUGCAGGGUCAAUGCUUUCCUGGACACCCCAGCUUUUAGACAAGCUGCAUGCCACGCCAGCGGAGGCUAAUGCAGCUUUCAAGGCAUAUGCGUCCCUCGCAGUAUCUAUAGUAGACCAUCCUCGACCCAUGGAGCCGUCGACUACUGCUCUUGCGGCCAUGGAAACACUGUCUCAUAUAAUAACCAACUACGAUGGCUACCCUUUCAAGAUUCAUUUAAUCCGCUUUCGCUGCCAUUUGAUGGCACGGGCAAUGCAAAUACAUCGUCUGGACACCCCAAAGAGCCGCGAGGAAAGGAGACUCAACGGAUGUAACAUGAUUGAGAUUGAAGUCCAACGAAGAGUCUGGUGGAAUAUGGUAGCAACCGACUGGCUCCAUUCUUUCUCCGGAGGGCCACUCGAAGGAGCAUACAUGUUCCAACCAAAGCAAAUGAUGGUAGAUUAUCCGAGUAACGUCGAUGAUGAAUACAUUACACCGACAGGGAUACUGCAUGAGUUCCCCUUAUCUAAACCAUCCUCGAUGUCCUCCUUUAUCUACCGCGUGAAGUUGUCCACCCUCUGCCGUGAGGUGGUCGAUACGAUGCCCUCAAUCUGGCUAGAAGCCCAAGAGCCAGACUACGAAACGAUUUUGAUGCUAGACAAAAAGUGUCAGAACUUUCUAGCUGAACUGCCCAUCUUCUUCCAACUAGACCCCGCCAGCAUCGCGCAAAGCCAAGAAAUAUGUAAAGACCGACCCUAUAUUCCCAUACAACGAAUAAGUAUCCACUUUGGCCUCCACGCACGCCUAUGCCGCCUUCACAGACCUUACCACCUUGAAGGUAUGACAAACACAAAGUACGCCUAUUCCCACCAAGUGUGUAUCCAGUCUGCCCAGAAGGUGUUAGAGUUACGGCGUCUGAUGGAUGACGCAGGCGCGCAGGUCGGGCUGAAACCGGCGCGCUUCUGGACGGUCAUGCAGCACGUCUUUCUAGCAGCGCUCACACUGGCUACGGACGUCUCAUUUAACCCAAAUGCGCCGGAUGCAGAGGCUCGAAAGGCCAAGGUACUCGCUGCUUAUCAAAUUCUAGAAAGAUCAAAGGAAGAGUCGGCUAUGAUUGUAGAGGCUAUUCAGAAAAACAUGCAGGUGCUCAUGUCGACGCUCCAGAAGCAGCGAACACCUGCCAUUGGCUCUCAAUCGGGAGAGCCUCCUAGGUUAGGAACAGAUACCCAUGUCUCAGCCAGCGAGGCCGUGUCAAAUAACUGGAACGGUCGAGGGCGUGAUGGUAUUUUUACGACCAAUCAAACUGUAGAUACGCUGUCCUUUGUUUCUCAAGAUCCAUUCCCCGCUGCCGAUGGGCCUGUCUACAGUAACAUUUCACAUGAAGCAUGUGUUGAGGAAGGGGAUUGGGACCAGCUGUUGUCAAACUUUCUAGCGGUCGCUCCGGAUCUGGAUGUGCCACAGUGGCAUUCCUUGUUGGAUGAUAUCGACUUUACUUUCAUUUCUUGA